AUGCCGCGAUCUUCUUUUCGACUGACACCUGCCGAAUUAGGAUUGAGGGAUCUCCAGAAGCAGCAUACUGCACUGUCCAUCCAGCUGACUCAACUGCGCCAGUCUCUUCAGACGGCAGAGGAAGCUCUUCAGGUUGAAGGGUCAAAGCAGGAUGUGGAACUGCAGACUCUGAUAUCCCGAUGGCGGACUAUCGCUCAAGAGGCAGCAGAAGAGCUCUUUGCUGAUGCUAAAGAGAGAAUUGACCGUAUGGGAGGUGUUACCCAAUGGCGACGACAGCUCCAAGAGGACUCACGUCCGUGGAAGGACGAUAACACGAAGGCGCCCACUGGCAGACGGGCGGACGACGUUGAGGAGGUGGAGGAAAUUGACCAACCAGAACGUGUGGAUGGAGAGGGCGAUACCGAGCCUGAAGAGAACUGCUUCACCAUGGACAUGAUGCUCAAGCAAAUGAACAUCGAUUUGCAAUGCAUCGGCUUUGAUAAGCACCAGGAAUGCUGGAUAUGA
Fonsecaea erecta is the source of this 504-nucleotide messenger RNA. RefSeq lists its product as hypothetical. Gene Ontology annotation, biological process: DNA recombination. Bases 1 to 504 code for a protein of 167 amino acids. NCBI's taxonomy places the organism in Eukaryota, Fungi, Ascomycota, Eurotiomycetes, Chaetothyriales, Herpotrichiellaceae. The transcript has 2 exons. The record is from RefSeq and is a predicted model, not a curated record.